AUGAGCAGUUUGGCCGCCCUCCGGGAGGGCUACGAGCACUUCGACCCCCGCGCCUACCUGGAGAACAACUACCUACCCCCCCGCGCCGACUUCUCCUCCGAGGAGUUCGUGGUCCCCUGGAAGCUGCGAUGCCUGGCUGAGACCUUCGCCAGCGGUGAGAUCCACGGGCGCACACUGAUCGACGUGGGCUCGGGCCCCACCAUCUACCAACUGCUGAGCGCCUGCGACCACUUCGAGGAGAUCGUGGCCACCGACUACCUGGCAGUGAACCGGGAGGAGCUGGGGCGCUGGGCACGGGGGGAGCCCGGCACCUUCGACUGGAGCCCCUUCAUCCAGCACGUCUGCAAGAUCGAGGGACGCGGGGAGCCGUGGCAGGAGAAGCAGCGCCGGCUGCGGUCUCGGCUGCGCCGGAUCCUGCCGAUCGACGUGCACCGAGCGGAGCCGCUGGGCCGGCCGCUGCGGCCGCCCGCCGACGCGCUGCUCUCCGCCUUCUGCCUGGAAGCCGUCAGCCCGGACCGCGCCGCCUUCGCCCGGGCUCUGGCGCACGUGGGCUCGCUCCUGCGGCCCGGUGGCCACGCCGUGCUGCUGGGAGCCCUGGGCGAGUCGUUCUACCUGGCGGGGCCGGCGCGGCUGCCCGUGGUGCCGCUGGCCGAGGCCGACGUGCGCGGGGCUCUGAGCGCCGCGGGCUUCGUGCUGCGCGAUUUCCGCGCCUACGCGAUGCCGCCCGCGCUGCGCACCGGGGUCGACGACGUCGAUGGGGUCUUCUUCGCCCACGCGCAGAAACCGCCCGAGGUCUGA
Molecule: messenger RNA, 798 nt
Organism: Colius striatus (speckled mousebird)
Lineage: Eukaryota; Metazoa; Chordata; Aves; Coliiformes; Coliidae
Gene: PNMT
Product: phenylethanolamine N-methyltransferase
Exons: 3
Coding region: 1-798 (265 amino acids)
Cellular component (GO): cytosol
Molecular function (GO): phenylethanolamine N-methyltransferase activity
Source: RefSeq, a predicted model, not a curated record